Brenthis ino (lesser marbled fritillary) is the source of this 2598-nucleotide messenger RNA. The record is from the annotation of a GenBank genome assembly. Lineage: Eukaryota; Metazoa; Arthropoda; Insecta; Lepidoptera; Nymphalidae.
AUGAAACGUCGCGAGAUUGAAGAAGACAAUUAUGACGAUGUGUUAGCUGAUGAAGGUACUGAUGAUGAAGCGCAGAACGAUGCAGAAGGUAACGAUGCGGAUGAAGACAUGGUGGAAGCUGUGAUAGUAACCAAGCCUUCCAACUACAAUGUGACUGUUGGCCGAACUGUUAGACUGGAAUGCAAAGUUUCACCUGAUGAGAGUGUCGUAGUGCAGUGGUCUAUUAAUAACAUCGGUCACUACAUCGUGAUGUCCAAACCUUUUGACUACAAGAUUGAUAUGACGGGCGAUAAAUUAAGCGUUCCCGCCAACUCAACAGAUCUAUUGAUAACAGACGUUAAAUCGUCGGACGGUGGCGCGUACAAAUGUGAACUGAUGCAAAACGGAAGACCUUCGAUAGUACAUAAUUUGGCAGUUUUGGAAUCUCCCAGGAUUUCUAAAUUCUCCGCGAACGACAAUGGACAAGUAAUAGAAGGCAGCGACCUACUACUGACUUGUGAAGUAUCUGGAUCACCACCACCAAAAAUCGUCUUUUCCAAGGGUGCUGAGAAUGGAAACGUGCGUUUGACAGAAAAGGACGGAGAGUUUUCACUAAACACAGUGGAGAUUAAGAACGUGAAACGAGAACAUUCCGGCAAAUACUACUGUUACGCGUUCAAUGGCGUCGGUACUCAUCAGGCCGAAGUCGAAGUGGUGGUCAAAGGUAAGCCCCACGUGCACGUGCACAGGACUGUUGUUAACUCAGCUAUCAACAUGGAAGCUGUGUUGCAGUGCGCCGUACACGAUGAACCUGACGCUCACAUCCGCUGGUACAAAGACGGACAGUUGAUAUCGAGCGCGUCGCGGCAGUACGUGGUCAGUACCAGCGGGCAGCACUCCAACCUGACCGUCACGCCCGCUGUGGACGAGGACUUCGGGACUUUCACUUGUGAGGCUGAAAACGAGCAAGGCAAACAUAACCGGUCUAUUGAACUAGUUCAAAGACCAGUUGUUGAAAAUUUAGAAGCAGAAGGAACAAAACUAUCUUGGACAGUUCACUCUCAUCAACCUCUACAAGAGAUUGAGAUCCAAAUAAGAGAACUUACUGGGGCAGGCGAAUGGUAUGCAAUUCAAGUGCCUGUACCAAAAGAGAGGCAACACGAGUACAACCUAAGUUACGCGCUCGAUAUCGACAACGGUAAAUAUGAAGCGACCGUUAAAGUGAAGAACGAUAAGAGUUGGAGUGAACACAGCAAUACUAUCGUAGUGGAUAUUGAAGUAGAACCACAGUUGAUCCAGCACGCCUCAGUGUACCGAGCUAGCGCCCAUUCCUUCGUAUCGUCUUCACUUACUAUUUUAACGGCACUCAUUUACGUUUUCGUGCGAAUUGUAAUAGAGUCCAUCGGUCAUUUAGUGAAGAGUUGUCUCGGAGGAGGGGUGAUGGCUAUACACGAGUCGUACAAACAUUGUGGCCUGUGGACAUCUGUCGUCUUGACCAUUUUACUCGGCAUGUUUGUCAGUUACUGUAUGCUAAUUUUGGCUCAAUCAGCUCAAAAAAUUUAUGGUAGAGUGCAAGUACCCGCCAUGUCAUACCCAGAUUUAGCUGAAGCAGCUUUGGAAACCGGGCCAUUUACUAGUCUUAGAAAAUAUAGCAAAUGUUUUAGAUACGCUGUAGAUUUCACAAUUUGCGUGGACCUGUUCGGGUCGUGUUGCGUCUACCAAAUCAUGAUCUCCCGCACCAUAAAGCAACUGGUGGAAGGUACAAACGAAAUAUCUUCAGAAGGCACCCCCCCUUUGCGAGUGUACGUCGCGUGCUUAGUGAUUCCUUGCGUUCUCAUUUGUAUGAUUACUACGUUGAAAUAUCUUGCUCCUUUUUCUAUAGUUGCUGAUGUUUUUAUAGUGACUUGUGCGGGAGCAACAAUUUACUACGCAGUGAAAACGGCGACAAUCUCACCUGUGGAUUUCCCAGUAUUCAAAACUGUGCCAGGUCUAUUCGAGUUUAUGGGGGUUUGCGUGUUCAGUAUGGAAGGCGUUGGUGUCACGCUGGCUAUUGAAAAUUCUAUGGCAGAACCAAAGAAAAUACCCAUAGUGCUGGUGGGAGGAAUGUCAAUUGUUGUCAGUAUUGUGUUGACUGUCGGUUUCUUUGGUUACUGGGGUUUCGGAGAAAAAUCAAAGUCACCAGUCACUCUAAACUUCCCUUUGGAGCCAUUCCCGAUAGCGUUAAAAGUCCUGAUGGCAUUUAUGAUCUACGUGACGUUUGCUCUCAACUUCUGGGUGCCUUUCGAUUUAGUCUGGUUCUACAUUAAACAACGAUAUGACGCAUCCAAAUAUUGGUUGUGGGAAAGAGUUUAUAGAGCUAUUUUCGUGAUCAUCAUCACCAUAAUCGCUGUUAUUUUUCCAGCUGUUACCAAGUUUAUUGGUCUGCUGGGUUCAUUCUGUCUGUCCAACAUGGGUUUCAUCUAUCCAGCCUUUAUAGAACUAUGCCUGGACUGGAACGACCCCGGGCUAGGGAUCAUGAGGUGGCGGUUAUGGAAGUUCGUAGUCAUUUUGAUUUUUGGCACCAUUCUAUGUAUCGUCGGUACUUAUAGCAAUGCUAAAGAACUUAUUUCGGAAGUGUUU